Lycium ferocissimum is the source of this 504-nucleotide messenger RNA. RefSeq lists its product as uncharacterized. Bases 1 to 504 code for a protein of 167 amino acids. The record is from RefSeq and is a predicted model, not a curated record. Lineage: Eukaryota; Viridiplantae; Streptophyta; Magnoliopsida; Solanales; Solanaceae. The transcript is spliced from 2 exons. Gene Ontology annotation, molecular function: RNA binding.
AUGAGUGAGAACCCUAAUUGCAGUGUUUAUGUGGGAAAUUUAGAUGAAAGAGUAGGCGAUCGCGUGCUAUAUAAUAUUCUAAUUCAAGCAGGUCAUGUUAUUAACUUGUACAUUCCUCAUGAUAGGAAAACUGAUAAACCUAAAGGUUUUGCCUUCGUUAAAUAUGAGACAGAAGAAAUUGCAAAUUAUGCUGUGAAGCUUUUUUCUGGUUUGGUAACGCUCUACAAUAGAACAUUAAUAUUUUCUAUUUCUGGGCAACACAAGCCCUCAAAUAACUUAAGUAUUCUCUCUAGGUCAAGGCCUCAUCUUGCAGUACCUUAUAAUAAUGAUAAGGGAUUUUCAGCAAAUACUGUGAGGUUGUCAACUUCAUGCCGAUCAGAUUAUGAUGGCAAUAAUUAUGAUUACGGUCGAAGAGUGUUUGGGGUUGCUUCGGAUAAUAUAGAUUUGAACUCGUGGAGUUAUAGGGCGCACUCUAGGUUGGGCCAAUAUAAUACCCGUGUGUAA